GAUGAUAAAGUUUGUUUCAAACCAGAUGGUCUUGAAAAUUUAAUACCAACAACUGAUUCUACUCUUGAUAUAGAAAUCACUGCACGAAACUAUAUUUUUAAAGAUGAUAAAAAUGAUCGUCGUCGAAUUCGUUUACCAAAUAUUGUUCAACAACAAAAUAGUUUUCAAGAUUUAUCGGUCGAAGAUGAACAUUAUUCUAUAUGGAUCUCAUUUUUUGAAUUAUACAAUGAAAAUAUUCUUGAUUUACUUGUACAACCAAAAGAUAUGAAAACACGUAAAAAUCUUCGUCUUAUGCAAAAUGAUGAAUCCACAAUGAUUAAAAAUCUUAUACAAAUACCAGUAUUUGAUAUAAACGAAGCUGAAGAUAUUAUUAAAUUUGGUUUUUCAAAUCGUGCAACAUCAAAAACAAAUCUCAAUGAAGCAUCAUCAAGAUCACAUGCUGUUUUAUGUAUUACACUAAUUACAAUUAAUGAAUUUGAUGAAGCACCAACAAUGAGUCAUAUGUACAUAUGUGAUUUAGCUGGUAAUGAACCAUCAACUGGUACCGGAAAACAACUUGCUGAAACUUGUAAUAUAAAUACGUCAUUAAUGACAUUUAAAGAUUGUAUUCGUGUAUUAAAUGAAAAUCAAACAGCAAAGAAACAAAUGCUUGUUCCAUAUCGAAAUAGUGUAUUAACAAGUAUAUUUCGUCCGUUUUUUGUUGGACGUGGACGAACAAUAAUUUGUUGUAAUGUUAAUCCAUGUGCAACAUUUAUUACACAAACAAAUGAUUUAUUAAAAUUUUGUGCAUUAGCACAGAAAACAAUUAUUGUACCUAACGAACCAAAAAUAGGCGCGAAUGGUUUGAUACGACAACCACGAAAAUCGAAGCAAAAGGGACCAAAACGACUUGCGAAAGAUGGACCUUUGAAAAAGAAAAAGAAAAAAGAUAUUAUUAAUGAGGACGAAGAAAUUGAAGAAACUGUUAUUCAACCAAUUGAAGGAUCAUCAUUCAUUAUUCCAAAUGAUAUCAAAUCGAUAAAUUAUUGGAAAUAUUGUACGAAAAAAUCAUUAGAUUUAUUACAAAAACAAGCAUCAAAUCGACGAAUCUUGAUGGUUCAAUUACAUCAAGAACGAGUUAAAAGUGUUCAAUAUCUUCUUCAUCAACGUGAACAAAUCAAUAUAUUAACCAAAGAAAAACAAUCGGUAACUGAAGAAAAUGAAACACUAUCAACAAAUCUACGUCAAGAACAAGACAAUCAUCUUCGUACACAACAAUUGCAUAAUGAUUUAAUAAUAAAUGAAAAACAACAUCGUCAAAAAAUACUUAAAUUAGAAAAAGAACUUAAAGAAAAAAAUUUUCAAUCAAAUAAUAAAAUUGAAUUAUUACAAACACAAUUGAAAACUUUACAAAAACAAUUUGAUCAAUUAACAAGUGAACAUUUACAAACAAUUCAACAAAAUGAUCAAAAUAAAAAUCAAUUAAGUGAACAUGAACAACAUUUUAAAGAUGAAAUUCAACGUUUAAAACGUGAUCUUGGUCUUGAACUUUAUCGUAAACAAGAUGCUGAGAAAAAAGCUCGAUCAUUCGAAGAUAAAUUACGUCAUGAACAAACAGAAUUACAAAAAAUUCAAUAUGAUUUUACUAAAACUAGACAUGAUUUAAAAACUUUACAAGUUAAAUAUGAUGCAUUACAACUUGAAUUAAUUGAUAUGCAUAAAAAUGUAAAAGUAAAUUCGCAAUUAAGUUUAAAUACAAAAAUAACAACAACAAUAAUUAAUCAAGAACAACGAAUUACUCGAACAAAACGACGUACAAAUGAUGAAAAUCAUUAUGAACAAGAAAUUAAAAAACCAAAACGUGUUACACGUAGUCGAUCAACAGCUAGUUCAAAUAAUAAUUCAACAAAUAUACAUGAACAAAAUAAUGAAAAUAAGCCGAAACGAAUAACACGUAAUGGAUCAACAGCAAGUGCUUCAAAUAUUACUCAAAUACCAAUUAAACAAACCAAAAAGGAUGGUAAUGCUGAUUCUUCAUCGGAUGUUAAAAGUAAACCUAAAACAGCAAUCAUUCGUGGUCGAACUAAAAAGAAAACAAAUGAACCAGAACCAAUACCUAUUCAACAACAAUCACCUCAACAUACUUAUGCCACUAUUGAAAGAGAUAUAUCACUUGAUAGAGCAUCAUUUGAUACUAUUGGUGUUAAUUCAACAACACAAAUUGUUCCAUUAACGAAUAUAGUUAAUAAUACACCAAAACAAUCUACAUUUAAACGUAUUCAAUCAUUAUUUCGACCUAGUCCAACAUUAACAAGUUCAUCACGAAUAAAUCAUGUUUUACAAACUAAAUCAACUGUAAUAGCAUUUGGUUCAUCAACACCUACAAAACGUAUACCUCCGACAAUACUUCGAACAACAACACCAGCAACAAAUAUUACAUCAACUCCGGGUACAUCAAUUGUGAAAAAAAUUCCAUCACCAAAAGGAAAAUAUAAUCUUCGUACACGUCUCUUUGCUAAUCCGACACAUGAUGAUAAAGAUGAAGAUGAGAAAAAAUCUCGAAUAAAAAAACCGUUACGAACACGUAAAUAA
Molecule: messenger RNA, 2571 nt
Organism: Adineta steineri
Lineage: Eukaryota; Metazoa; Rotifera; Eurotatoria; Adinetida; Adinetidae
Source: the annotation of a GenBank genome assembly